Messenger RNA from Drosophila sulfurigaster albostrigata, 1237 nucleotides. RefSeq lists its product as uncharacterized. The record is from RefSeq and is a predicted model, not a curated record. Lineage: Eukaryota; Metazoa; Arthropoda; Insecta; Diptera; Drosophilidae. The transcript is spliced from 3 exons. Gene Ontology annotation, cellular component: Cdc73/Paf1 complex. Gene Ontology annotation, biological process: transcription elongation by RNA polymerase II. The coding region runs from base 34 to 1122 and encodes 362 amino acids.
UGACAAACAAAACUUGUGAAAUCAGCUUGAAAGAUGGCAGCCGGCGAGGAUAAGCGUAAAAUAAUGGAAGAAUUGAAUAAAUACGAUCAGUUUAUUGGCUGCUCCAUCGAGUACAGAAAUGAUUUGCCCGAAUCGAUGCCAGGCCUCAAGUUUCUGCCAAGUGGCGCCAAGACUUUAAUGGACUACACCACGGAUCCAGUGUCGUUUCCAGAGCAAGAGACGCAGUACGAAUUCGAUUUGAAGGGACUUUACCAGGUGCUCGAUCUCGAUUUGAAUGCCCAAAAUCCGCAUGAGUAUCCCACUCAGCGUGGUAAAGUGGAUGCCAGAGAUGCCGUAUUGCUCACUGACAUUGUGGAUCCCAAUAGGCCGAUUCCGCCACCCAUCUCAGCACAGCAGACUGCCAAACAGCGACGCAUGGCUGCUCCUCGGACGCAUGCCAGCGUACAGCCCUUUGGUGUGAUGCAACUUCAUCAGUCGGAGAAGCAGGAGAUCGGUAUGGAUGCUGUCAGUGUGGAACAGCAGAAGCUGGCCAUCAAUCGCACAUUCGUGGACGUCAACAAGCCGUUGUAUGAACAUCCCUUCAAGCCGAACAGCGGAGUCCAUCCCGUGGCAGUGAUGCCCCUCUUGCCGGAGCAGCGAGAGUCGCACGAGUUUGUGCACGUCAAGUUUGGCAUUCCACCGAACAUCAAGGAGAAGAGUUUGCUCAAGAAUUGCGGCAACCAUUUGAUCAACUUCAAGGAGAUAUCCGAUCAGCCAGCCGAGACAAUCAACCGCGGCAUUACAAGCUACAUUUCUGAUCAGCGUUUCAGGGAAGAUCACAAUUCGGAGGCGGAGCGCUUCGAGCAUUUGGUGUUGCACGAGCGGCAUGGCCAUGUCUUCUAUCAGAUAGUCAGCAAUCAGCUCCGACUGCGCAAGGAGCGUCCCACGGCAAAUACUCGUCACGGGCUCUGCCUGCUGUUUUCGUCCUGCCUCAACUUGAUUUGGAUUACGCUUUGCGAUAACUCGCGUUUCUCCGACACUCUCGACAAAAUACGCAACGCGUCGACGACGCUUCGACACACAAAACUCACGCAACUCUGGCACGACACGUGUCGCACUUCCGUAGCGCUGGAAUCCCGUUAGAGUACUGGUUUCACCCACCGCAAACGGCAAUUGAAACGACGACGACCGCACAUGGAAUCAGCAGCAGCAGCAUCAGUCAGAACAACAGCAACAGCAGCAGCAGCAAGCACUUCUU